This is a messenger RNA of Umbelopsis ramanniana AG, 1381 nucleotides long. RefSeq lists its product as uncharacterized. NCBI's taxonomy places the organism in Eukaryota, Fungi, Mucoromycota, Umbelopsidomycetes, Umbelopsidales, Umbelopsidaceae. The transcript is spliced from 2 exons. The coding region runs from base 152 to 1369 and encodes 405 amino acids. The record is from RefSeq and is a predicted model, not a curated record.
CCCUUUCUGCUGACGUCAACGUUUGUCUGAUGCUGCCAUGCGAGCGGCCCUAAUCAUUUUCACAUGUUAGUGAUCGCGGAUCUGCCUUGUAACCAGCGAUAUUUUAUUAUUUCUUCUUUUUCCUCACUUCUUCUUUCUCCCAUUCAUUGCCAUGACUGUAAUGAUAUAUGGCUGUACGGGAUACAUGGGCACUAUGGUAUCCGAGGCCAUGGCUCAACAUCCUCAAUUAAGUCAAUUAUGCGUGCUGAGUGGCAGGUCCACGACCAAAGUGCGAAACUUAGCUACUCGACUCUCGCUACCUUGGUGCUCAUUUAAAUUGUCAGACUCGUUAAUCGACCACUAUCUAAAAGACAUCAAGGUCGUCUUGAACAUGGCUGGACCAUACAUUGAAACAACGGAACCGCUCAUUAUGUCAUGCAUACGAACCCAUACCGACUAUUUAGAUAUCUCCAAAGAACAACAAUCACUACAACUGCUUUUCCAAAGUCUAUCAGCGCAGAUCCAGAGUGCAAACAUAAUCGCCAUCCCUGGUCUAGGAUUCGACAGUGUAGCCACCGAUUGCCUCGCAGCACUUUUGCGGCAUCAUCUCCCAACGGCAACUCACCUCAACUUAUCGUUUGCAUUUUCAAAUAUUGCCGAUGGCAUCCCUGUCUCCCGUGGUAUUUGGAAAACGAAUGUUCGAAAUAUGUUCUCCGCCGCUGACAUGAAUCUUGCAUGUGUUGAAGGGGCUAUUCAAGAGGUCCCGUUAUUUUACAAGUCACGAACCGUCACUUUCCCCAAUGCUGGCAAAGCUUUGGUAGCCACCGCUGGCGGAGCAAAUUGCUACAUAGCCAGUCGAUCCACACAUAUUGAAAAUAUCGACACAUUUAUACCCAUUGAUGUCAACAUAAUGCGUUUGAUACUUUUUUUAUGGCGGGUUUUUGCCUUCCUACUUCGAUGGAUCCCUCUUAUGCACUGGUUUAUUCUACAUGUGAUGGAUUAUAGUUUGACAAAGGGCCCCACGGAAUAUCAACGAAAAGGGAAGCGCAUUGAUGUUUGGGGUGAAGUACGAGACGCCCAACAAGGAAAGGUUAUUCGGGGAUCUAUUCAAGUUAUGGAAGCGUAUGGAUUUGCCCAACAGGCUGCUAUUCAAGGUGUUCUACGAAUCAUCAGCGAUCGACAUAUUUCGCCAGGCGUAUGGACACCAAGUCAAGCGUUUGGACCCGAGUUUGUGCUGUCUAUCCCAGGCACGGUAGCCUACACAUUUGUCAAAUUUGAACAUAAUCAACAAACCGCCAAAUCCUCCGUCUCCUCCACCGCAUCUGCUACCACCACAGCAUCCAAAUUGGCUGCUCAAAGUAUACCACCACUCCUACAUGGUUCGCACUAGGAUUCACCCACC